Molecule: messenger RNA, 1134 nt
Organism: Daphnia carinata
Lineage: Eukaryota; Metazoa; Arthropoda; Branchiopoda; Diplostraca; Daphniidae
Exons: 1
Coding region: 1-1134 (377 amino acids)
Source: RefSeq, a predicted model, not a curated record
AUGAAAGAGGCCGCAGCAGCUGUACGAAAUAAUCUUUACGUUGACGAUUACUUAGGAUCAUCGAAAGACGUUGAAACUGGAGCCUGGAUCGCAUUGGCGGUCAAGAACGUACUCGCCGACGGUGAUUUUCAUCUACAGCGGUGGACCCCCAACUCCCCGCAAUUUCGCGCUAUUGUGCAAGCAGCCGAUACCAGCCCCGAUGUUGAGGACAAGCCGCAUAGUUUUGGCGACGCGGACACUGAAAUGGUUUUAGGUGUCAUUUGGAGACCUAGCCGAGACACCCUCAGUUUUAAAAUCAGUGGACUUAAUAGUGUUGUGUACACGCGUGUUGGUCUGAUCAGUAAAGUGGCUAGCAUUCUUUAUCCACAAGGUGCAGCCGCACCGAUUACAGUGAAAGGCAAAAACAGGUUACGUGAGCUUGGUGUAAAAGGUCUCGAGUGGAAUGUCGAAGUGACAGGAGAAGAACGUCAUUGGUGGCAACAAUGGUUCUCUACGUUGUAUCAGCUGCAAGACGUCGAGUUUCCGCGUUGUCUGUUCCCAAAUGAGGAUUGCAUCGUUCGAGUGGAGCUUCAUACUUUCUGUGACGCCUCGGAAGAGGCGUAUGCUGCUGUUAGUUAUAUAAGAAAUGUGUAUGAAGAUAGGAACAUCGUUGUUCGCCAAGUGAAGGCGGGCAAUAAGCUCGCGCCAACAAAGACUCUGUCUAUUCCUAAGCUGGAGCUGAAUGCAGCUCUUCUUGAGGCUCGCUUAGCCCAAUUUUUCAAAAGGGCGUUAACGUACCAUGUCCACGGGCGUUACUUUUGGACUGAUAGUAGUACCGUCAGAAACUGGGUACGUGCAACCGCAUCCUUCUAUCAAAUUUUCGUCAGCCACCAAGUGGGAGAAACUCAGACUCUUACUGAACCCAAAGAAUGGAGAUUCGUGCCCGGUAAAAUCAAUCCAGCAGAUGCAGCCACCAGGUCGCAGUUGGAAAGCGAAGCUAUUCCCAUCAGUUGGCUGGACGGGCCCGAAUUUCUCUAUCAGACAGAAAGAUGCUGGCCCAAAGACCUGCCCUGGAUGGCCGUUACCGAAGAGCUUCGCCCGUCAAGAGUACAUACGACGACUACGCUCCCUGCCUUUGACUGGGAAACGUUCUAG